UCAGGGCUGAGAGUGGAGGGGGUGUGGUCAUCCUCAGUGUCGGCGCUCCGGCUGCGGCGGGAAGAUGUCUGCCCUCUCGGCCUGGUUCUGGAAUGAGCGCUUCUGGUUGCCGCAGAAUGUCACCUGGGCGGACCUGGCGGAUACCGAGGGCGGGGAGCAAUACCCCCGGGCCGGGCACCUCCUCUACGUCUUACCCAUUGCGCUAGGCAUCUUCACCCUUAGGCUGCUAUUCGAGAGUGUCCCGAUGGAAAGCACCUGGAAGGACUGUCAAAGCAGCUGGACUGGGAUGCAAGGAAGAUCCAGAGGUGGUUCAGACAAAGGCGAAAUCAGGAUAAGCCAAGCUUAGUAACGAAAUUUUCAGAGAGCAUGUGGCGGUUUAUAUUUUACUCAUAUAUCUUUUCCUAUGGAGUGUGGUUUCUGUGGUCGACUCCGUGGUUAUGGGAUACACGACAAUGCUGGUACAAUUAUCCAUAUCAGCCUCUCACGUCGCACUUGUACUACUAUUAUAUUCAGGAACUGGCCUUUUACAUGUCUUUAAUGUUCUCCCAGUUUACAGAUAUCAAACGCAAGGAUUUCCUACUUAUGUUCAUUCAUCAUCUGGCCGCAGUGAGCCUCAUCUCAUUUUCCUAUGUCAAUAAUAUGGCGCGAGUGGGGACUCUGGUUAUGUGUUUGCAUGACUCUGCUGAUUCUUUUCUGGAGUCAGCAAAAAUGGCAAACUAUGCAAAGUACCAGAGGUUAUGUGACACUCUGUUUAUAUCGUUUGGGGUGGUGUUUGUCGUCACGCGUAUUUUCAUUUAUCCAACAUGGAUCCUAAACACAACGAUGUUUGAGAGCUGGGAGCUGAUUGGCCCAUACCCGUCGUGGUGGCUUUUUAAUGGUAUCCUUUUAAUACUUCAAGUUCUCCACAUCAUCUGGUCUUGGCUCAUUGUUCGCGUAGCAUACAAAUCACUGACAAAGGGAAAGGUUGGAACUGGAAAGUGUCACCCUUUGCCUGCACUAAAAGAUGAACGCAGCGACAUAGAAAGCAGUUCAGAAGACGAGGACACGACAGUUAAUAGCACCAAAGGAAUACACAACACAUCCAGCAAUGGGGCAAACAGAGUGAACGGCCAUGCAGCAAACGGUCAGUGGGCCGACGAAUAAAUGUGUGAGAUGUCCAGCGACUUGGUAAUGUCACCUUUUUAAAAAAAAAAGACUUCAUAAGACUUGGCCUAAGUCCUUUCUCACGUAAACCUGUCCUGAACUGAGCCACCCCUGGAGGGUGAAGCACGCCCUGCAUCAGACAACAGCUGGAUACAAUCCUAGCCAUUACUUGACAGUUUGCUAUGCUGGAUCAGGAUUGCCAUGCACUGGCUGCCCUAUACUGUUUGACCUGAUAGAUCUGCACCUUUCAUAAACUGUGUGCUGAAUUCCCUCCACUCCAUUCUAUCACUUUUCAAGAGAGACUGCUGUUUGCACAGGCUAUGGUGAGGAUUGCGCUUCUUGGACCAAUACAGCCCUUUGGUUCGGAGAUAGCCGAACAUUGGGCCUUUUUGAAAGAAGACGAGAUUUGGCCCGGAGCUUUCAUGCAGUUGUGCUAGGUACAACGGGUGGCUACCCUAACGCAAGCUGUGUGUGGAAUCUCUAAAGUUUGCGCCUUAAUGUCAUAUUUUAUAUUAUUAUUUACUUCAGUCUGUGAAGAAAAGGUAAAUGAGAAAAAUAAAAAAAAAAUUAAAAAACUCCUCUAA
Molecule: messenger RNA, 1727 nt
Organism: Rana temporaria (common frog)
Lineage: Eukaryota; Metazoa; Chordata; Amphibia; Anura; Ranidae
Gene: CERS5
Product: ceramide synthase 5
Biological process (GO): ceramide biosynthetic process
Cellular component (GO): membrane
Molecular function (GO): sphingosine N-acyltransferase activity; DNA binding
Source: RefSeq, a predicted model, not a curated record